Schizophyllum commune H4-8 is the source of this 609-nucleotide messenger RNA. Its product is annotated as GAF domain-like protein. NCBI's taxonomy places the organism in Eukaryota, Fungi, Basidiomycota, Agaricomycetes, Agaricales, Schizophyllaceae. Gene Ontology annotation, molecular function: L-methionine (R)-S-oxide reductase activity. The record is from RefSeq and is a predicted model, not a curated record. The transcript has 5 exons. Gene Ontology annotation, cellular component: cytosol. Bases 1 to 609 code for a protein of 202 amino acids.
AUGCCUCACGCAGACUCUUCCUUAGUGCCGGAAAGCAUACAGACGAAGGCAGAAUUUUGGGAUCAUGUCCAUGAUCAACUAUCUGCUUUGCUAGAAGGCCAACGAUCCUGGAUCACUAACCUUGCCAACGCCUCAUCGCUGAUCUUCAACUCCCUCGCCGCAUUCCCAGCACACUUUGGGACGGAGCCCACGAAGGCCGUCAACUGGUGCGGCUUUUACCUCGAUGGCCCGCUCUUCCCCGCGCCACGGUUCUCCUCCGCGCGCGGCGAGCCUCAGAAGGAUGCGCUACUGCUAGGCCCCUUCUGCGGAAAGCCCGCGUGCCAGUUCAUAAACGUGACCCCGGGAAAGGCCCGUGGUGUGUGUGCGGACGCGUUCCUCAAGCGUGAAACCGUCCUUGUGCCCGAUGUGGAUGCAUACCCGGGGCAUAUCGCAUGCGAUGGCGAUACCAAGAGCGAGAUCGUGUGCGCCCUCGUAUUGCGCCGUCCAGAAGGCGAUGUGCCCCUUGGAGUCUUGGACCUUGACUGCCUUGCGGUCGGCGGUUUCGACGACGAGGAUAGGGCAGGCCUCGAGAGGAUAGCGCACCUCAUCGUCGACGCGUGCGACUGGUAG